This is a messenger RNA of Hypanus sabinus (Atlantic stingray), 630 nucleotides long. RefSeq lists its product as uncharacterized. The transcript has a single exon. The record is from RefSeq and is a predicted model, not a curated record. Lineage: Eukaryota; Metazoa; Chordata; Chondrichthyes; Myliobatiformes; Dasyatidae. The coding region runs from base 1 to 630 and encodes 209 amino acids.
AUGCAGCCCUGUACAACACAGCUCUAUACAGCACCAUCCCUGUUCAACCGAGCCCAGUACAACCCAGCCCAGUACAACCCAAUCCAUUACAACGCAACUCGGUACAACCCUGCUCAAUACAUCCCAGCCCAAAACAACCGAGCCCUGUGCAACUCAGCCCUGUACAUCACAGCUCUGUUCAACACCAGCCCUGUUCAACCCAGCCCUGUACAACCCGGCCUAACACAACCCAGGCCUGUGCAACACAGCCUUUUACAACCUAGCCCAACUGUACUGUUCCAAUACAUUAGAACCCAACUUGGUACAACCCCGCUCAAUACAACCCAGCCCAACCUAGCACUGUACAACGCAGACCUAUACAACCCAGCCCAGUACAAAGCAGCCCUGUGCAACACAGCCUUCUACAACCUAGCCCAGUACAGCCCAGCCAAGUACAACCCAGCCCAGUACAACCCAACUCGGUACAACACUGAUCAAUACAACCCAGCCCAAAACAACCUAGCACUGUACAACAAAGCCCUAUACAACCCAGCCCAGUACAACCCAGCCCUGUACAACCCAGCACAGUGCAACCCAGCUCAAUACAACCCAGCCCUGUACAACACAGCCCAGUACAAUGCAGCCCAGUAA